Messenger RNA from Epithele typhae, 1662 nucleotides. Its product is annotated as nucleoside phosphatase family-domain-containing protein. Gene Ontology annotation, cellular component: Golgi apparatus; membrane. NCBI's taxonomy places the organism in Eukaryota, Fungi, Basidiomycota, Agaricomycetes, Polyporales, Epitheliaceae. The record is from RefSeq and is a predicted model, not a curated record. Gene Ontology annotation, biological process: protein N-linked glycosylation; nucleoside diphosphate catabolic process. The transcript has 3 exons. Gene Ontology annotation, molecular function: UDP phosphatase activity; GDP phosphatase activity. Bases 1 to 1662 code for a protein of 553 amino acids.
AUGUUCUCCCCACGCAGCAGCAACUACGAACGGCUCGAGGGCGGGAUGGGCCCCGGCCGGAGCGCGUCCGGGCGGCGGUUCGGGUGGAAGAAGUUCGCGCUCGGGGCGGUGGUCGUCAUCGCGGUCGUAUACUUCUUUGGCCCGCGGCGGGAGGACUUGGGCGAGUAUGUGCCCGGUGACUACCAAGACAUCGACUUGGCCAUGCCUCCCCCGGGCCACCCCACCACCACCAAACACACUGGGACCCCCGUUCGUCCGCCACACGACGACGACAUGGCCCCCGAAGCCCGUCCCACCGACCCGGUGAGCGACGGCGAUCUCACGAAGACGCAUUUCUGCACCAAGCCAUAUAAGCCGGACCUCCCACUCGUCCAGUUCGCGCUCAUGAUCGACGCCGGCUCGACGGGCUCCCGGAUCCACAUCUACAAGUUCAACAACUGCGGCCCGUCCCCGGCGUACGAGUACGAGGUCUUCAAGAUGCUCCAGCCCGGUCUCUCCUCGUUCCGCGACUCCCCGCGCGGCGCUGCCGAGAGCCUGGACCCGCUCCUCGAGGAGGCGAAGCGCGUCGUGCCCGCGUCCCUGCAGAAGUGCACCCCGGUCGCGGUCAAGGCGACCGCGGGCCUGCGCCAGCUCGGGACGAAGGAGAGCGGGGACAUCCUCGCCGCCGUCCGGCAGCGCCUCCGGGACUACUACCCAUUCAGCCUCCAGGGCGGGGACGAGGCAGUAACGAUCAUGGAGGGCGCGGACGAGGGCGUGUACGCGUGGCUGACGGCGAACUACCUGCUCAAGACACUCGCGAAGGCGGCGGGCGGGGAGCCGCCGUACGCGGUGCUCGACCUCGGCGGGGCAUCGACGCAGAUCGUGUUCGAGCCGACGUUCGACAUGGCGAAGCCGGACGCCGGGCUCGCGGACGGCGAGCACAAGUACGCGCUCCGGUACGACGGCGGGACGCGCACGCUCUACCAGCACUCCUACCUCGGCUACGGGCUCAAGACGGCGCGCCAGAGCGUGCACCGCGUCGUCGAGUUCAUGAGCAGCCUCCGCGGGUUGGGGCACGGAAAGGACGCGGAGGUCACGAACCCGUGCCUCGCGCAGACGACGAGCAAGCUCGUCGAGAUCGAGGACGAGCGGCUCGGCGGCCAGUUCAACGUCACGAUGGUCGGCAAGGAUGUGGGCAGCUUCGACUCGUGCAACCGAGUCGUGGAGCUCGUCAUGGCCAAGGACGCGAUCUGCUCGACGAAGCCGUGCUCGUUCAACGGCGUGUACCAGCCUUCGCUGAUCGAGACGUUCCCGCACGGCAAGAUCCUCCUGCUCUCGUAUUUCUUCGACCGCCUCUCGCCGUUCAUGGAGACCACCGCGAAGCCGCUCAAGGCUCCGAUCCACAUCUCCACCUUCGCGGAGGUCGCAAAGACGGUCUGCGAGGGCCCGAAGGCGUGGAAGGAGCGCUGGGGCUCGGACAAGGCGCUCAUGGAGGAGCUCGAGGGCCGUCCGGAGUGGUGCCUCGACCUCACCUUCCAGCACGCGCUCCUCCGGCUCGGAUACGAGCUCGGCGGGGAGCGUGAGGUGCAGCUCGGGAAGCAGAUCGAUGGCACGGAGCUCGGAUGGUGCUUGGGCGCGACGAUCGCAAUGGUUACUGGUUCGAAGCUCGAGUGCAAGGUCUGA